Molecule: messenger RNA, 2771 nt
Organism: Amorphotheca resinae ATCC 22711
Lineage: Eukaryota; Fungi; Ascomycota; Leotiomycetes; Helotiales; Amorphothecaceae
Exons: 9
Coding region: 33-2771 (912 amino acids)
Biological process (GO): cristae formation
Cellular component (GO): MICOS complex
Molecular function (GO): GTP binding; GTPase activity
Source: RefSeq, a predicted model, not a curated record
CUCAAUUUGAAUACCCCUAGGUUCGUUCCGACAUGGCUGCCAGAGCUCCAGCACCAGUCCGCGGAGGAAAUACCCGCUUUGCCCAGUUCAAGCUGGUAUUGCUAGGGGAAUCCGCCGUGGGAAAGAGCUCUCUCGUUCUGCGAUUUGUCAAGGAUCAAUUUGAUGAUUACCGUGAAAGCACCAUCGGAGCCGCUUUCUUAACACAAACAAUUUCGCUCGAUGACACUACCACUGUGAAGUUCGAGAUAUGGGACACAGCAGGCCAGGAGAGAUACAAGUCACUGGCACCGAUGUACUACCGAAAUGCUAAUUGUGCUGUGGUGGUCUAUGAUAUUACACAAGCUUCGUCGCUGGAUAAGGCGAAGCAGUGGGUGAAGGAGCUCCAAAGACAGGCUAACGAGAACAUCAUUAUCGCUCUUGCGGGCAACAAGCUCGAUUUGGUCACUGACCAGCCGGACAAGCGCGCGAUCUCCACCGCAGACGCCGAGGCAUAUGCAAAGGAAGCCGGACUCCUUUUCUUCGAGACUUCAGCAAAGACCUCAGAGAACGUCCGAGAAUUGUUUACCGCGAUUGCGAAGAAGCUGCCAUUGGACCAGGCUGGCCCGAGGAAUCCAAGAGCGGGUGGACGAGCAGGCGUGGAGUUGCGAGCCGAGUCGGCUGGAACACAAGGAGGCGGUCCCGCAUUUGAGGCUGGAGACUACUGCAUCAUCGCUCCUAAACCUUGGCGAGGAGCUUUGCGAGCUCGGUCCAAAAACGUUCCAGCAUUUUCCGACGACGCGCCUUACAACAUCACAAACCCAACCACUCUUUGUCGCUCAACGCAGCCCGUCAUGCUGCGAGCUUCGAUUCGGUCGUCGAGGGCCAUUGGUUACAAGCCCAAUGUAACCAGUGCUGCGCGGCAAUGGCACGCGUUACAAGCUGGCCGGGCGAUUUCGGGUCAAACGAGAAGUUACGCCGAUAAACCAAGCAUCGCAGACUCGACCCCCGUUGUCCUUCCAGGCUCUGCCAGUGCCAGCACAAAUGAACCGCCGCCUCCAGGGCCUGUAGCAACCUCGUUGAACUCGAAAGCAGCAUCUCCUACGCCAUCCACUCCUUCUGCUUCUACAAUCCCACCGCAAAACGUUCCUCUCACGCCUCCUCCGCCGGGAAAAACAACUUCAGGCUCGCCGCCGCCUCCAUCUCCUCCUCCACCCAAACCGAAGAGAAGACUCCGCAAGUUCUUCACCACACUGCUUCUCCUUUCCACACUCGGGUUUGGUGGAGGCGUUUACUAUUCUAGGGUCAACGAUAACUUCCACGAUUUCUUUACGGAAUAUGUUCCAUUCGGCGAGGAGGCCGUGCUUUACUUUGAGGAGAAGGAGUUCCGGAAAAGAUUCCCAACCAUUGGGAACCGAAUCCGCCCUAGAGACACUGGUGAACAAGUCAGGAUACCGAGUCAGAGCGGUGUGUCAUGGAGGGUAUCUGAGGACACUUCUUCUUCUAGACAUGCAAACGCCACAAAGCCAGGGCAGAAGCCUGCAGAGGCGGUAGCUAAAGCCGAAUCAGAUCACAGCAAAGCACCAACAGAGGCUCCAGCAAAGCCUAACCACCCGGUCGCAAAGGAGGCAGCACCAGCUCAGAAGUCGCCCGAGGCAGUCGCUUUUGUAGCACCUGAGGUGGACCAGCCCUCCAGGUUCCCUCCCGAGGUCACGCGCAUUGACCCCAUCAAUAUCGAAGAUGCUAAGGAGCCUCUGGUUCAGGAUUUGGUCAAGAUUAUCAAUGAUAUUAUCGCAGUUGUCAAUGCCGACAAUGAGAAUUCCAAAUUCUCUACCACCAUUGGCAAAGCAAAGGACGAAAUUUCCAAGGUCGGAAGCAAAGUCAAGUCUCUGAAAGCCGCCAUUGAAGAAGAAGCCAAUGCCAAGGUUCAAGCUUCACACGCAGAAUUUGACAAAGCCGCUCAAGAGCUCGUCAAACGCAUCGAGAGCGAGAUGGCGAGUCAGGAGGCUCGAUGGAAAGAGGAAUACGAGACUGAACGCCAAAAGCUCCAACAAACCUACGAGCAAAAGCUCAAGGCCGAGAUUGAUCGAGCGAACGAGGUCAAUGAACAACGUCUCCGCAACGAGCUGCUUGAGCAAGCUGUGGAAAUGAGGCGCAAAUUCACCGCCGAGGUUAAGGACCGCGUGGAAGAAGAGCGCAACAGCCGUCUGGGCAAGCUCAGUGAUCUUUCCAACACUGUCAACGAGCUUGAGAAGCUCACCACGGACUGGAACUCCGUCGUUGAUGCCAACUUGAAGACCCAACACCUCCACGUUGCAGUCGAAGCUGUACGCGCCAAUCUGGAGAAAUCUCAAGUUCCUCGACCAUUCACCAAGGAGCUCGCAGCUCUGAAAGAAAUUGCCUCCGACGACCCCGUUGUCAACGCAGCAAUUGCAUCUAUCAACCCAGUCGCUUAUCAACGUGGAAUUCCAUCCCCCGCACAGCUCAUCGACCGAUUCCGUCGGGUUGCGUCGGAAGUCCGCAAAGCUUCUCUCCUCCCCGAAGACGCUGGUGUUGCAUCCCAUGCUUCAAGUUUGGUACUGAGCAAGCUCCUGUUUAAGAAGAAGGGCCUUGCCUUGGGUGACGAUGUAGAGAGUAUCUUGACACGCACAGAGGUUCUCCUCGAAGAGGGCGAUCUGGACGGUGCGGCCCGGGAAAUGAAUGGCUUGAGUGGUUGGGCAAAGACUUUGAGUCGAGACUGGCUUGGAGAGGUGAGGAAGGUACUUGAGGUGCAGCAGGCGCUGGAUAGCCGCUAG